AUGUCUUUUCUAACGGAAUAUUUUGACGAAUAUCGACAACAUCCCAUUCGGAAAACUAAAAUAUGUCGUCCAGAAGACAGAUGGGCGAAACUGGAAGGGAAAUGGUUAGAUCCAAAAACGGGCUCGGAAGAUAAAGCAUGGACGGACGAAGAAAUAGAGCAAUUUAUCAAAUCAACUAUGAGGAGUUUACGCGGACAGUCUACGUACUACAACGAUUAUUGUGCGCAUCUCUCGCCUGAAUUCAAAACAAGGCCCUUUAAACCUCGCGAUAAAAAGCAACCUCUAUGUAAGUCUGAAGGUGUAAAGGAAGAAGAGGCUCCAUUACCACCAGCCCCGAAGCUGGCCAUCAAAGACACUGAACUCAUGAAAGUGGCGAGAGAAUUAUACGAGAGAGAUAUGGAUAAGCCCACACUGGAACCUCUUCCUACACAUUUGAGGCGU
Messenger RNA from Brenthis ino (lesser marbled fritillary), 441 nucleotides. NCBI's taxonomy places the organism in Eukaryota, Metazoa, Arthropoda, Insecta, Lepidoptera, Nymphalidae. The record is from the annotation of a GenBank genome assembly.